This is a messenger RNA of Symbiodinium necroappetens, 3660 nucleotides long. The record is from the annotation of a GenBank genome assembly. NCBI's taxonomy places the organism in Eukaryota, Dinophyceae, Suessiales, Symbiodiniaceae.
AUGGCCCGUCCUCUGAAGAAGGUCAAAGCCGAGCCGGUGGAUCCCCCGGCCCCGACUCGGCAAUCCAGAGGCAGCUCAGCCACGUCUUCAAAUGUCGCCCUCAUCGUAUGCCUGCGCUGCAAGCGAACUUCGAAGGACAAGGACUGGGUUCCCCAGCCCGGUCGAGAAGAUGCUUGUGGCGUCUGCUUCACAGCGGUGACGGCAGGGUUCGACCUCGACUUUGCUGAGGCAAUGUCGCGGUACAACUCCAGCGACAAGGCCAACAAAUCGUUUGCCAGAGACAUCGACAGGAGCUGUGAGAGACUUGCGAAGAUUGACGCCGACGAGGAGAUGGAGUACUUCGAUCCACCAUCCUCGGUGAAGGCAGUGCAGUCGAUCUCAGAGUCGAUGAUUGUCGAAUGCUUGUUCUUGACUGAGAACCAAGUAGUGAAAUUCAUCGGAGCAACUUCGAAUGCUUUGAAGCUUGACAAAGUGAACCGAUUGAGUGAGUGUGGGCGACGAGUUGUUGCCGGCUUUUACGUUCGCUUUGACGACCUCCCGGAAGACAUCAGGGAGAAGGACCUGCUCGGGCUUCGGAGAAUCCGCUGGGAGCUCAAGUUCCAUGCGCAGCACGAGAAGGAGAUCUUGCAACCGAGCCGACAGCUACGUUUGGCCCAAGGUGCUGAUGUGCUGCCUGGAGUGGCUGCUCGGAUGCCGGACCGAUCUGCCAGCAACCCUUUGGAGCUUCUGGCAAAUAUGCCGACCAUCAGUGCCUUGCGCAAGAAGGCAGCUGAUUUGGAGGAGAAGCGCAAGAAAAAGGAUGAGGAGCUGGCUGCCAAGCUCGAGCUCGAUGGGGCUGACGACCCGGUCGACAUCGUGGACGAGGCCGAGCCGCGGAUCAAGGGAAGUCUGUCGUCUGGGCUGGGAACGACAACCAUCGACAAAGAUGCAGGUGUUGCCACCCGGAAGAGGAAAAAGCAACAAGGCAGUGUGAAGGGGGGGGAUGCCCCACCACCAGCAAAGAAGAGCACCGGCAGUGCACGCAAUGCGGAUGAGGCCCCGUCUCAGUCGCAGGAGGAAAUCAAGGCUGCCCUCAGCCACGACCCCGAGCUUUGCAAAGUGGCGCUCAAACUUGGCUCUGUUCCCGACAGUUUGUUGAACCUCACAGUUCGACGGGCUUUGGAAGGUGCCAAGAUGGGCAACCAAUGCACCGGCGCCACACGCUUGCUGGAGAAGUUGGGAGACACGUCGAAAGAAGGCCGCAGCCUUUCACGGAGAAUUGCAGCUGUGCAAGCAGCACAGCUGUUGGCAACGACCUCGGAUCUUCUCACCUUGCCCUCCGACGAGAGGAUUUCCAAGUAUGUACUGAUUGGAGCCACCGGCUCGCCCGUGCCUCUGUUGAUCAAGCUGAAGGUCACCAUUGCAGAAGUGUCCCAGGCUGUGAAGGGUUUUGUGGCAGAUGGCGCCGCUGCUAAGCUGCAAAAUGUUGUCUCGAUGCUCAUUCUUUGCAAGGGCACUCUGGACGAUGAGUGGACCUUCACGAAGCCCAGCUUCGCGCAUGUGAUGAGCGAGGCAAUGCAGCUGUCUGGAGAUGAUGAGCGUCGAGGCCAGGAAGCUCGAGACCAGGGUACUGACAAGGGGAAUGAGCAGGCAGCGGAAAUUGAAGCAGAGAUCGAGAGUCGCUGGGAGGCAUUGGCAGCUGGAUGGGUGGAUGCCUUCGCCAACGACACGCUGCUGGGAUUGAUCCCUGCAACAGCCACUUCCAGCUAUGCACGCCUCUUGGACGUGUGCUCUUCCAUGCUGACAGCCCUCAAUGCGCAGGUUGCCCACAUCCCGGAGGACUUUCCACCUCUGAUGCGGAGCAGCAUUGAACGAGUCACAGCUUUCUGCAAGUGCAUAUGCUGCUUGGCUGCUCCAGUCCCGGGUUACAUGGACUGCACUUUCCGUGAUGCAUUCGUGCUGUCCAAGUAUUCGGGCGCCGACUACAUGGAGGCCGAGAUCAAGAAUGCAAUUGGCAGGAAGGGCUCCUUCUGGCAAGAGGCAUUCGAUGCAGAGCAGCGUGCAAGCUCGGCAGUCAAGGAGUUUGCCCCAAUCAUCCGGCAGUAUGUGGCAGACAUGGACAAGAUCGUCCAGGAUGCCAAGGGCGGGGAGUGUGCUCCCCUGGAUUGCACUGCAGCCUGCAAGCUAGUCUUUGAGGUGUUGAGCAAAAGAGAUCACAUGGCGAGCCACCUCCGCAAGGGUGCUCUUCAAGAGCUGGAUGCUAUGCUCCAGGUCUUGAUUCCUUUGCUCAUGGAAGUGAUUGCAAAAGAAAGCGACUUGAAGUCCAUCGCGGGUGUGAAUGUCGAGGAUUUCCUGAAGCUGGCUUCCCAAGUCCCAGCUGUGGGGAAGCCCGCGAGCGGCUAUGCGGAAGCCCUCGACAAGUUUGCAACGUGGCAGGCGGCAAAUCAGACAGCUUUGCAGGGUGCAAAGUUGAAGGAGUUGUGCCAAUCGGCCAGGAAUGCCGAGCCUGGCGCAUUUGAUGUUGCACUUGCUUGGGGAGUGCUCCAAUCCGUAGAUCUUGAUGGCGAGGAGGCUGCAGGCAUCAACCUUCAGCCCCUUCUGUUGGCUACUCUGAAGACAUUGCAGCUCAAGGUGGAGCCUGCGUGCGACUCCAGUGUCGGGGGCAAGCUGACUUCAGUGGCUUCCGAUGCUCGGAAGGAUGCCGCAACCGCCAAAGGGAUCUUCCAGAAAGUCCCGAUGGCAGCGUCUGCGAGGAAGUGGUUCUUGGGGCAGGUCAACUUGCUGGAGGAUUGCCUAUCCCUCAGCCAGGCGUGCAGGAGGUACCACGAAAUUGGCCGCGACGCCAAAGACAGGGAUGCAAAGGACAGCGAGCGGCUGGCUUUGGAUGGUGUCUUGAAGACGGUGGCUUCCCUUCGCAUCAGAGCGGUCAAGAGCAAGAACGAGAACGAGUCCCUGGCAGCCCUGGCAGCAUCGACGUCCGGCGCUGUCUUCCCGGAUGAGGCUGAGGCUGGGAAAGAAGAUGCUGCAGACGCUGCCCCCACCAAGGUGGAGGUGGUUUGUGCUCUCGAGCAUGCGUGCAGUGACAUGGCCCGGUCCAUGACAGACAAUCCGCACGCUGCGGUCCAGGAAGGAUUGCAGUUCCUGAUCUCUAAGCAGCUGGAGGCCUGCAAGUCCCACUUGCAGGAGGCCCGGAAGCUUCUUAUCGACGGCAAGGACAACAACCAGGAUGGCACCGAAGCCAAGAAGUCGUGGGAAACAGUUGCGGGGUGGAAGGACAAGCUCCCGAACAGCCCCUCCCUUGACCAGGUCAUGGACUUAGCCGGAAGUGCCUUCGGCUCUGUGGAUGGCUCGGCCUUGAGGGACAAGAUCGCAGAGGUGGAGAAGGCCCUCCAGGGCAUGAAAACCGUGCAGGCCAGGUAUGGCCCUCACCUGAAGCACUUUGGCAUGCAAGACGAGAUGAUGGCAUUGACGACCGGCGACUACAUGGCCCUGUCAGAGGAUGGCAAGGUGAUGGCUGCUUUGGGUGCCGAAGCUUUGUUAUGGUAUGCAAACCAGCAUACCAACAAGGCCAUUGCGAGAUCCAUCCUUGGGGAAGUGACAGGACGCAUUUCAGGUGACUUUGUGGAAGAAACGCGUGUGGACAAAACGCUGUUAGCUGAGGGCCGCCGGAUCCUGGGAUGA